Molecule: messenger RNA, 2096 nt
Organism: Erythranthe guttata (spotted monkey flower)
Lineage: Eukaryota; Viridiplantae; Streptophyta; Magnoliopsida; Lamiales; Phrymaceae
Product: Transducin/WD40 repeat-like superfamily protein
Biological process (GO): rRNA processing
Cellular component (GO): small-subunit processome; Pwp2p-containing subcomplex of 90S preribosome
Molecular function (GO): protein binding
Source: RefSeq, a predicted model, not a curated record
CCCUUAAACCCUAAUUUCAUCUUCCUCCGCCCAUUCUCCUCCGUCCCCCGCCCGCUAACUUCUCCGCGCGAGGAAAAUAAAUUGAAAAAUCUACAGUCACCGUCGUAAGCAUUUGGCGGAACAGCAAAUAUGAGCUUGAUUUCUCAAAAUGCCGUACCUAAGGAGCUCAAAAAGAAGAAGAGGGAUUCGAAGAAAGACGAAAUUGCCCCUGUUGGAGAAGGGCAGGAAGAGGCUGAAGAUGGUGGCGCGGUUGUUGAUUUGGAAGAUGUAAAGAAUCAGAAGAGAAAGAGAGUGCGGAAGGAGAAAGACGAGCAAAUGGAAAUUGAACGGGAGAAGGAAAUGAAGAGGCUGGAGAAUUCCUUAUUCGGCUCCUUGUACGCACCACUCGAGUUCGGCAAGGUCGACGAAGAGGAAUCUAGGGAUAAGGUGGACAACACCGCUGCACUGUUCUUCACCGACAGGUCAGCAAAUAGCGCGGUCUCCGUGUAUGAAGAGGAUGUGGAUAUGGGAGGUGAAAGUGACGAACUUGAGGCGGACAAUCAGAGGAAGCCCGUGUGGGUUGACGAAGAAGAGGAGAAAGCUACCAUAAACAUAGCUAAAGUCAAUAGAUUGCGGAAGCUGAGGAAGGAGGAGGACGAAAGCGUAAUUUCCGGCUCUGCGUACGUUUCAAGAUUAAGAGCUCAGCAUAUCAAGAUGAAUCCAGGCACCGACUGGGCCCGCCCCGAUGCCCAUUCGAGAGAUUAUAACAGCUCUGAUGAAGAUUCAGACAAAGAAAGUGAAGUGGUUGUAGCCACUGGCUUUCAAGAUGCUGAAGACAUCCUCAGAACGAACGAAGACCUUGUCUUGAAAAGGAGUGCGAAAUUAUUACCCGGGCAUCUUGAGUUUUCGAGGCUCGGUGAUGCUAAUUUGAAGGACCCUAGCAAUGCUCCGGUUAACUCUGUCCAGUUCCAUAAGAACGCGCAGUUGCUGCUCGUCGGUGGGUUGGAUAGAACUUUGAGAUUCUUUCAAGUUGACGGCAAAAAGAACGAAAAGAUUCAGAGCAUAUUCCUCGAGGACUGCCCGAUUCGAAAGGCUGCUUUUUUACCCGAUGGUUCGCAGGCUAUCGUAACAGGAAGGAGGAAGUUCGCUUACAGCUUUGACUUGGUCAAAGCACAGGUGGAUAGAAUAGGGCCACUUGCUGGGAGGGAUGAGAAGAGCUUGGAAUCUUUUGAAGUUAGUCCCGAUUCUAAAACUAUUGCGUUUCUUGGCAACGAAGGGCAUAUUUUAUUGGUUUCGACAAAGACAAAGGAAUUGAUCGGAACGCUUAAAAUGAAUGGAAGUGUUAGAUCGGUAGCGUUUACGAACGACGGGCAGCAAUUGUUGAGCUCUGGUGGAGAUGGGAAGAUUUACCAUUGGGAUUUAAGGACAAGGUCUUGCUUCCACAUAGGCACCGAUGAAGGUUGUCUGAACGGUACGGCUCUUUGCACUUCCCCUGUCGGGAAUUUAUUUGCUGCUGGUUCGGACAGUGGGAUCGUGAACAUUUACAACAGGGACGAAUUCUUGGGUGGGAAGAAGAAGCCGAUCAAGGCGGUUGAGAACUUGACUACGAAAGUGGAUUUUGUGAAAUUUAACCACGAUGCGCAGAUUUUGGCCGUGAGUUCUCGCAUGAAAAAGAAUAGCUUGAAGCUGAUUCAUGUUCCGUCUUUCACCGUUUUCUCGAACUGGCCGCCGUCUAAUCAGGCGUUGCAUUAUCCGAGCUGUAUGGAUUUCAGCCCUAACGGAGGUUUUAUGGCGAUGGGGAAUGCUGCCGGGAAAGUGUUGUUGUACAAACUGCAUCACUACCAUCAUGCCUAGUAAGUGUCUUGAGCCAUUACCCGUGUGUUAUCUCUUACGUUGGGCGGCAAAUUUUGGUGACGGAAUAAUCAUAGUUGUUGUUUACAAUUGGUUUUUUGGUCUAUGAGGAUUAAGGUUUAUUUAUUAUAUAUGUAUUUUUGAUGUUGAUUCUAUUCACAUGAAUUUGGUUUGCGGAGAAAUGGUUUUCGGUUUUGUUGAUUUAUAAUGUUCGAGUGAAGAAACAAAGAAACAUUAGUUAUUUUAUACCAAGUGUUGUUUCCGUC